Brassica oleracea var. oleracea is the source of this 429-nucleotide messenger RNA. RefSeq lists its product as uncharacterized. Gene Ontology annotation, molecular function: RNA-DNA hybrid ribonuclease activity; nucleic acid binding. The record is from RefSeq and is a predicted model, not a curated record. NCBI's taxonomy places the organism in Eukaryota, Viridiplantae, Streptophyta, Magnoliopsida, Brassicales, Brassicaceae. The coding region runs from base 1 to 429 and encodes 142 amino acids. The transcript has a single exon.
AUGGCGACAAAAGAAGCCGAGAGCUGGCAUGUAGCUCAAAUGGUAGCAGAGAUUAUCAACAUUGGGGGAGAGGAUCAGCCUGUAGGUGGCGAUCAGACGAGCCAGGGAACUGAAGUAGGGAUGUGGAAAUGCCAGGUUGACGCAUCUUGGAUCGAAGAUCAGGGCGAUACAGGACUCGGGUUUGUGCUCCUCGACGAUGAAAGAACCAUCCUGUUCGGGUUCAAGGGUAAUAUCAGCUCGGCUUCACCUCUCCAUGCGGAAGCGGAAGACAUAAUCUGGGCGAUGCAGGAGAUACUUAAAAGCGGGAGAAGAGAGAUUCAAAUUCUGUCGGAUUGUGAACAACUGGUGAAGAUCAUACUCACAGACAUGGAAUGGCCGGCUUUAGCGCAGGAGCUAGACGAGAUUAAAGCUUUAUCCUUUGAUUUCUAA